Messenger RNA from Lactuca saligna, 405 nucleotides. Lineage: Eukaryota; Viridiplantae; Streptophyta; Magnoliopsida; Asterales; Asteraceae. The record is from the annotation of a GenBank genome assembly.
AUGCUCCACCUUCAAAACCUCUUUCAGCAGACAUCACUUCAACAGGAUCUUAUCUUGAAUCUGUUGAAUAGCUUGCAACCAGCUGAGGUUGAAAUUUCUGAUAGAGAACGCUUGCUGCUCACCAAGGUUUCUGAGCUACAAUCCAGUUUAACAAUCUUGACCGAGGAAUUGACUGCCGAAAAAUCAAAAUACGUACAGGAUCUUUUGGUCACUUCCAAGCUAGCAAAUCCAAUGUUCAUAAAGGGGGGGUUAAAUAAACCUCUUGUGAAAGCUGGCUUUGUUGCUACUAGGAUUUCUAUAGCAUCUGCUGAUGUGUCAACAGUGGUUAUUGCCCUUGACUGCGGUUUUGUUCCUGUUUUGGAUGGGGAUGCAAUACUCGAUGAGUCACUGGUAAGUAGCAUCUAA